Ceratotherium simum simum (southern white rhinoceros) is the source of this 2545-nucleotide messenger RNA. Lineage: Eukaryota; Metazoa; Chordata; Mammalia; Perissodactyla; Rhinocerotidae. The record is from RefSeq and is a predicted model, not a curated record.
AUGACCGCCCGGGCGCUGCUGCAGACAGCGCUGUUCCCGCUGGGGCUGCUCCUCCUGGCUCAAGGUGCCCAUGGUGGGGCCCCCAGGGAAGACUUCCGCUUCUGUGGCCAGCGGAACCAGACGCACAAGAGCAGCCUCCGUUAUAAUCAGACGGCAGAGCUGCACAUCUCCAUCCAGAACUCCCAGGAGGCCCUCACGGUCCACGCCCCCUUCCCUGGAGACUCCCAGGCUGCCCAAGAACUCCCCCAUCUCAGGGGCCUGUACCACUUCUGCCUUUUCUGGAACCGCCAUGCUGGGAAACUGCACCUGCAAUACGGCAGGAAGAACUUCUCGCUGAGUGACCAAGCGUCUGGCCUCCUGUGCUUCCAGCACCAGGAGGAGAGCCGGGCCCAGGGCCCCCCGCUGCUCGCCACCUCUGUCAGCUCCUGGUGGAGCCCCCGGAACACCAGCCUGCCCAGCGCCGCAGGCUUCACCUUCUCCUUCCACAGUAAGCCUCACUCUGCUGUCUCCCUGACCCUCCUUCCCCUCUCUCCCGCUGCCUCUUUCCUGUGUACCUGCCUCUCCUCUCCCUGUCUCCCUGCCGGCCCCCAUCUGCCUUCCUGCACUCACCCUCCCCCUCCCCCCGCCAGGCGGCUGCAGAGCCUGGAGUCGAAGCUGGCCUCUGUGAGCUUCGCCGGGGACACCGUGUCCUUCGAGGAGGAUCGGGUCAACGCCACAGUGUGGAAGCUCCAGCCCACGGCCGGCCUCCAGGACCUGCACAUCCACUCCCGGCAGGAGGAAGGACAGAGCGAGAUCCUGGAGUACUCGGUGCUGCUGCCCCGAGCUCUCUUCCAGAAGACCAAAGGCCGCAGAGGGGAGGCGGAAAAGAGGCUCCUCCUGGUGGAUUUCAGCAGUCAAGCCCUGUUUCAGGACAAGAACUCCAGCCAAGUCUUAGGUGAGAAGGUGUUGGGUAUCGUCGUGCAGAACACCAAAGUGGCCAACCUCUUGGAGCCCGUGGUGCUCACCUUCCAGCACCAGCCACAGCCGAAGAACGUGACUCUACAGUGUGUGUUCUGGGUUGAAGACGCGACAUUGAGCAGCCCGGGGAGCUGGAGCGAUGCCGGGUGUGAGACCGUCAGGAGAGAGACCCAGACAUCCUGCCUCUGCAACCACCUGACCUACUUUGCAGUGCUGAUGGUGGCCUCGGUGGAGGUGGACGCCGCACACAAGCACUACCUGACUGUCCUGUCCUACGUGGGCUGUGUCAUCUCCGCGCUGGCCUGCGUCCUCACCAUCGCCGCCUACCUCUGCUCCAGGAGGAAGCCCCGCGAUUACACCAUCAAGGUGCACAUGAACCUGCUGCUGGCCGUCUUCCUGCUGGACGUGAGCUUCCUGCUCAGCGAGCCGGUGGCCCUGGCGGGCUCUGAGGCCGGCUGCCGGGCCAGCGCCAUCUUCCUGCACUUUUCCCUGCUCUCCUGCCUCUCCUGGAUGGGCCUCGAGGGCUACAACCUCUACCGACUCGUGGUCGAGGUCUUCGGCACCUACGUCCCCGGCUACCUGCUCAAGCUGAGCGCCGUGGGCUGGGGCUUCCCCAUCUUCCUGGUGAUGUUGGUGGCACUGGUGGACAUGAACAACUAUGGCCCCAUCAUCCUGGCUGUGCACAGGACUCCAGAGAGCGUCAUCUACCCUUCCAUGUACCCUCCGCGGAAGGCCUCCCACGAUGCCUCGGUGGACAUGUGUGAGCUGAAGCGGGACCUCCAGCUGCUUAGCCAGUUCCUGAAGCAUCCCGGGAAGGGUGGACGGAGGCCCUCGUCCACCCCCACCAGCCAGUGGCUCUGGGAGGGUGAGGGAGGGUUGACAUGGGGCUGCCCACUGCCCGCUGAGCCGUGUGCCCGCUCACUGCCCGCAGGCUUCCUCAUCUUCCUCUGGUACUGGUCCAUGCGGCUGCAGGCCCGGGGCGGGCCCUCCCCUCUGAAGAGCAGCUCGGACAGUGCCAGGCUCCCCAUCAGCUCGGGCAGCACCUCGUCCAGCCGCAUCUAGGCCGCCAGCCGCUCGCCCCGCGGAGGAAGCAGAGGUGCGGCCUCCCCUCACCAUGCCUGCAGCCCCUGCAGCCAGGCCCGGCCCUUGAGGGGUCAGCUGAAGACUUGAGAAGGCCCGAGGACCUUGGAGGGAUGGGGCUGUUGCCAUGGCGGCCAGACACAGGGGACUACUCGGCUCUCGGGUCCAGCUCACAGGGAGUGGGACUGUGCCCCGGCCAUCCUAACCUGGGGCUGAAGGCUGGUCUUCUCGCCAUCGCUGGGCCCAGCCCUCACGGCUGGGGGUCAGGAGCCCGCAGGCCUCAGGGUCAGGCCUCAGACCUUGGGGGCCUGGUGGCAUCCUGUGCCAUAGCUGCUCUGUCUCUAGUAAUCACCAUGAGGACACUCUGCAGCCCCUGUCAUCUUAGCCCAAGGGUGGCACCAGGGAGAGGGUUGGGGCAGAGCAUUGGAGCCAGGCCCCUGGAGGAGGAGAGCCCCCUCCCAGAGCAUAGCUCCCCUACCUCUGAGCCCAGAGCCCGCCCUCCGUCAGC